AUGGACACAAGACCACCACCUCCCCAAGGCAAGUCUCCAUUUUCAUCAGCAAGGAGGAGAAGGAAACUGAUCAUGACGAGCCUACGGCCAGUCGUCAUCACCGUGGCUGUCCUCGGUGGCAUCUGGUCCUUAUUCUCAGGAAUUGGGUUCUUCCGUAAUGCACCGAUUUACAGUGACAAUGGAUCGAGCAAGCUGAGCUUGCUAUCUAUCAUCGUUGGGGUUCUCUACAUGGUCGUGAUGGGCAUUGAGAUUUUCGGUAUAUUUGCGGCGUCGACACAAAAGCUAGUGUUCGUCCGGAUAUACGCCUACCUCGCAGGCCUCGUCGUUCUGAUUAUUGCGGCUGUUGGUCUGGUGCGGGUUGUUGUCCACUUUACGCUCAAGGACGACAUCCUCAACGUCUGCACGAAUGCCACGACUGGCGAUACCAUCAUUUAUACGGGUAUUUUCGGUCCCAUCCGCGGUGGAGUGCUUGACGCACAAGAGGCUGCAGCAUGGUGCAAACGCUCGUACGACCGCGAUUCGUGGUCAGAAAUUGUCGCCUUCCUGAUCACCACUGUGCUGGCGAUGAUGUUCGCGGUAGUCGCGUUCAACUACCUGCGGCAGGUCCUCGAUCCGACGAGCCCUGUCAACAACGCCCGCGAGCCGCAGCGUUUCGGCAGUGCCUUCCCUUCGCACUACAACCCGCCGUACAACCCCAACAUGCCAUAUGGCGGGCAAUAUGGUGGCGCUCCAGGCUAUUACCAGUCGUAUCCUGCGCCUGCGGGCCCGCCCCCCCACCAGAGCACGGACGCGUUCGUGCCGCCGUACCCCGGCAAGCCGCCUGGCUUUGUGGGAGGCGAUGAUACGAAGGAUGGAUAUCAGAAGCACGAUGAUGGUCCCAGUGAAGAGAGGGAUGUGACGACCAGGACCCCGAAUCCCUUCCGCUGA
This is a messenger RNA of Cyclocybe aegerita, 927 nucleotides long. Lineage: Eukaryota; Fungi; Basidiomycota; Agaricomycetes; Agaricales; Hemipholiotaceae. The record is from the annotation of a GenBank genome assembly.